Molecule: messenger RNA, 1557 nt
Organism: Limulus polyphemus (Atlantic horseshoe crab)
Lineage: Eukaryota; Metazoa; Arthropoda; Merostomata; Xiphosura; Limulidae
Product: RYamide receptor-like
Exons: 6
Coding region: 113-1078 (321 amino acids)
Biological process (GO): G protein-coupled receptor signaling pathway
Cellular component (GO): membrane
Molecular function (GO): neuropeptide Y receptor activity
Source: RefSeq, a predicted model, not a curated record
CCGAAGACUUAACGCUGUCUUACCGAGGGACUCUCUCUAUAUAUUUUCUAGAAAGAAGUCUUCCCGUGACUUACGGGCAUACCUCAUCAACCUGGCAACUUCUGACAUCACAAUGGCGACAUUUUCUAUCCCUUUCACCUACACAGACUUCAUGCUUGGGCGUUGGAUCUUCGAGCCGUUUUUCUGUCCAAUUGUGAUGUUCAUGCAGCACUGUUCAGUCAUAGUUAGUGUCUUCACACUAACGGUCAUUGGAUUAGACAGAUACUACGCCAUAAUGUAUCCUCUUGGACUACAAUGGACAAAGUCUAAGGAAACAGUCAUCAUAGCAACUAUCUGGGCAGUGGCUUGUGGAGUGUCUAGUGUUCAGCUGAUAUAUGGACGAGCAGAAGUUUUCUACAUACAAGGCCAGAUGUUUUAUGACUGCAAGGAAGUGAUGGGUGAAUUCGACAGUAAGUUAUACACGGUUGUCGUAUUCGCUGUGACGUUUCUACUUCCUUUGCUGGUGUUAUCCUAUGCGUAUGCUACCAUAGGCUUAAAAAUGUGGAAGCACAGUGCUCCAGGCAACGCUCACAACAUGCGAGACAGCCAGCAACAUCAGUCUAAGACCAAGGUUAUCAAGAUGUUGUCUGUUGUUGUCCUGGUCUUUGCCGUUUGCUGGCUUCCGAUUCAUAUUUUCAACAUGUUAAUAUAUUUCAAGGAGGACUUCACAGUUGUUAGCAGCCAGGGAGAAUACUUUGCUUUUGUUGCUUCUUUCUUUUGUUGCCACUGGUUUUCCAUGGCCAACAGCUUCGUAAAUCCGAUCAUUUACUGUUUCAUGAGCGAGAAUUUCAAGGCUGAUUUGAAACAAAUUUGUUUUCUCUGCUACACGUGGAGAACGAAAAGAAUUACAAGAUUAAACGUCCCCUUCACCCGUAGCCGUUAUUCCAGCUCCUUCCGUACAACAACUGACGUCAUCGUAACAGCUAGCAACUGCAACAGGGUGAAUGUUCCUCUCCCUCCUCUGAUUAAGAUGAAGUCGUUUUCCAAUCCUUUGUCUGAAAAAUCUACUCAUUUCCUCGAAGAAGCUACUAGAAAUUGAAUAUUUUUUCUCUCUUCUUAGACGUUUAAACUAACUGUCAAAUGCUUUAUUUUGUGUCCGUUCAAAUGUGGAAACAUGUAUUACUUUUUCGAAAGAGAAAUUUUACGAGCUUAGUGGAUGUACAGAAUGAAGUAAAUUUUCCUACCCCAUUUUUCAUCGUAAUUGUUUCGUAAAAUUCAUUGUCCUAUAUUGUAUUAAAAAAACAGAUUUUAUUUUGCAAAGUCAUUAGAAUGAUAUGUUUGCUAGCAAUUAGUGCACUACAGAAAUAAUUAGUGUUGUGAUUUUAAACUAGUAGUGAUAAUGUUGGAAACAUUGAUAUAUUAAUUGUUGAAACUUACAACGUUAUUCCUAUAAGGAGUUUGCUGUGAAAUACUACACCCUUUUAACAAUGUAGCUACAUAUUGAAAAAACAUUAUAUAUAUUUUAGUAUAUUCGUAAACAUUAUAUUAUAUGUAAUGGUUGAAUGGUGCCAAAUGGUA